Molecule: messenger RNA, 1479 nt
Organism: Macrosiphum euphorbiae (potato aphid)
Lineage: Eukaryota; Metazoa; Arthropoda; Insecta; Hemiptera; Aphididae
Source: the annotation of a GenBank genome assembly
AUGUCUAUUGAAGAAGAUGAUAGGCAAUUGCGCCACGAAUGUGGUGUAUUUGGUUGCAUAGCUUCUAAUCCAUGGCCUACAGAUUUAGAUGUUGCCCAAAUUAUUUCUCUUGGAUUAUUAGCACUCCAGCACCGAGGCCAAGAAAGUGCUGGUAUUGCUGUGAGUGCAGGUGACAAUCAUACACACUUUAAUGUUAAAAAAGGCAUGGGUUUGGUCAGUAAUAUAUUCAAUGAUGAAGCAACAAAAAAUCUCAAAGGUAAUCUUGGUAUUGGACAUACAAGGUAUUCUACUAGUGCUGGUUCUGAAGAAGUCAAUUGUCAACCUUUUGUUGUUCACUCUGCUCAUGGUGCUUUAGCAGUUGCUCAUAAUGGUGAAUUAUUUAAUGCGGGGAGAUUGAGACGUAUGGUAUUAGCUAGAGGGGUUGGUCUUUCAACACAUUCAGAUAGUGAACUAAUUACACAAGCGUUAUGUUUGAAUCCUCCUGAUAUUGAAAUUGAUGGUCCUGAUUGGCCAGCUCGUAUUAGACAUUUUAUGGAACUUACAAAAUUAUCUUAUUCAAUUGUUAUAAUGGAAAAAGAUAGGAUAUUUGGGGUACGUGAUCCAUAUGGUAAUAGACCUCUCUGCAUUGGAAAACUGAUGUCUUUAACUGAACCAAAUAAAGAAGAAGGUUGGGUUGUAUCAUCUGAAUCAUGUGGUUUCCUCUCAAUGGGAGCUAAGUAUGUGAGAGAUGUCUACCCUGGAGAAAUUGUAGAGUUUACUAAAGAAGGAUUUCAUACUGUAUCCGUAAUGGGUCGACCUCACAAUCGCCCUCAAGCAUUUUGUAUUUUUGAAUAUGUAUAUUUUGCAAGACCUGAUAGUAUAUAUGAAGGACAAAUGGUUUAUUCAGUGCGAUUGAGGAGUGGUAUUGUGUUGGCCAGAGAAAGUUUUGUUGAAGCUGAUAUUGUAAGCUCAGUUCCAGAAUCUGGAACUGCUGCCGCUCAUGGGUUUUCAAUGAAAUCCAAUAUUCCAUUUGCUGAAGUGUUAUAUAAGAAUCGGUAUGUUGGCCGGACUUUUAUUCAACCAAAUGCACGAUUAAGAAGAUUAGGUGUUGCUAAAAAAUUUGGUGCUAUUGUCGAAAAUGUAGCCGGCAAGAGAUUGAUUCUUAUUGAUGAUUCCAUUGUAAGAGGAACCACAAUGGGGCCAAUUAUAAAAUUACUGAGAGAUGCAGGAGCCAAAGAAGUUCACAUACGAGUUGCUUCUCCUCCUCUUAAAUUCACUUGUAAUAUGGGAAUUAAUAUACCAACUAAAGCCGAACUUAUUGCUAAUAAAUUAACUAUUGAACAAUUGGCUAAACAUAUAGGCGCUGAUACCCUUGCUUAUUUAUCCGUCGAAGGACUCAAAGAAGCAGUUACCGAAAAAAUGCCAAACAAAAAUGCAGUUGAAGUUGGGCAUUGCACAGCAUGUCUCACUGGAGAAUACCCCGAAGAAUUAACUUUCUAA